CGCCGCCGCCUGCGGGAACAUGGCCGAGUCGCCGGAGGAGGUGGCGGUGCUGGUGCAGCGGGUCGUGAAGGACAUCCGCAACGCCUUCCAGCGGAACCCACACAUAGAUGAAAUUGGAUUAAUACCCUGCCCUGAAGCCAGAUAUAACCGAAGCCCUAUUGUCCUGGUAGAAAACAAGCUUGGUGUGGAGAGCUGGUGUGUGAAGUUUCUUUUGCCAUAUGUCCACAAUAAACUUCUCCUCUACAGACAGAGAAAACAGUGGCUGAACAAGGAUGAGCUGAUAGAUAUCACGUGUACCCUGCUACUGCUGAACCCCGACUUCACCACUGCUUGGAAUGUGAGGAAAGAAUUAAUACUGUCUGGCACUUUAAAUCCACUUAAAGAUUUGCAUCUUGGAAAACUGGCGUUAACCAAAUUUCCCAAGAGUCCAGAAACAUGGAUUCAUAGACGAUGGGUGCUGCAACAGCUAAUUCAGGAAAACUCCUUGCCCAAUCUUGCAACUAAAGGAAACCUGGGAGCAGCACCUGUGGAGAGUAUUCACCGACUGGUGCAGGAGGAAAUGAAUGUCUGCUCUGAAGCUGCUGGGAGAUAUCCAAGCAACUACAAUGCCUGGUCCCAUCGCAUCUGGGUUUUACAGCAUUUGGCAAAGCUCACUGUCAAGGUUCUCCUUGAUGAACUUUCAUCCACUAAAUAUUGGGUAUCCAUGCAUGUCUCGGACCAUAGUGGAUUUCAUUACCGCCAGUUCUUGCUCAAUUCCUUGAUACGCAGAACAGUGACUGACAAAAACAUACUGGUACAAAAGCAAGUGGUAAAUGAACAAAACCCUAGCCUUCAGAAGGAGGAAGAGAGUGCAGGGACAGAAGCUGCCUGUGCAGAGGAGCAAAGCGUGGAUCUCCCCAGCCGUUUAGACGAAGAGAUGGAACUGUGCAGUGAACUGAUUGAUAAUUACCCAGGGCAUGAAACCUUGUGGUGUCAUAGAAGGUGUGUGUUCUACCUUCAGCAGCACUUAAGCAACAAACUUCUUCUCGUGAGUACAUCGGUAUCGUCUGUGGACAGCAGUGAUGAAAGUCUGAAUAAUUCUCACCACAGCCCUGCAACAAGUCACAUGGCACAAGCUAUGGAUGUUGAUGGUUUGAAUGAAUCCUGCAGCAAACAAGGUUAUACCCAAGAAACAAAACGCCUGAAGCGUGCUCCUAUGCUGGACUCUCUUGGUCCAGAAAUGGAAUACCGGUUUGUUGAUAAAGUAUUAUCAACUUGUAGGGAUGUGGACCAAGCCAGGUUUGCUACUGCUUAUAGAAAAUGGUUAGUUACUUUUUUAGGUCAGUGAAGGAAAUAUUGAAAGCUUUCAGGGUUCUUCUCUUAGUGCAAUAUUCUCUUUUCAGACAAAUGCAUGUCUUGGUUGCAAGUGUUAGCUAACUCUGUGUUUCUCUCUCUUUGAUGGUAAGUCCUAAAGCUAAAUUUCAGAGUAGACAUCUGUCACUUUAUUUAAGAACUGGCACAUGUUUUUAUUAAGCAAAUGCAGUUUGUUAAUCUCUCAAAGAAAUCACUCUUACCAGCUUCCUACCAUGACUUUUUUUUAACUUCUGUAUUAAGGUGGACUCUGAAUCAUUUGACUUAAAAAAAAAAAAAAAAAGAGGCAAAAGAAAAAAGUUUGAAAUGCUUGUGAAACAGAGUGUCUGAAAAAGUGGGAGAAUCUGUCACUAUCAGUUAAACCUGUUCCCAGUUUGUUCCUGUAUGGCAUCAUGCUAAUACCCUAUGGGAUCCAGGCUAUAUUUGGUGAGUGCUAUUAUUUUUGUAUAGCAGUCUUUGGUAGAACACCAGAAUAUAGUAUUUCUUUCUGAAGGCUUCAGUAACAGUUUUGCAGCUGUGAUACCUUUUACUGUUUUAAAUCGGUUUUUUGUUUGCUUAUUAAUUGUCAUGUUAACUUCAUAGGAAGGUCUAUAUGGUUGAAAUCUUGAUAAGCAGAUACAGGAAAAUGUGGCAGAAAAUAGUUCAAACACAUGUUCAACCACAGCCAGAACAGUAUUUGGCUGUAUUUGUGAAUUGUUUUCUUAAAACAGACUAUCUUCAUUUUUACUUGGUUUUUAUUUAUUUAUUUUAUCUCAACAAUCCAGAUUUAAUCACAUUUGAUACACAUUUCUGAAUGUCUUUUUUACACUACAGAUUCGCACCCUGCCAAAUCAUACAUUGGUAAACUUGUAUUUAAUCAAGACCCUACAAGUCCAAUAUUUGAUGGAGUAAAAAGUAGCUCUUCCAACUGAUGAUUGAGAUUAUAUAGUUAAAAAAAAAAAACAUUGAGAGCAAGGAGGGAGCUAACCCUUCUCUUAUGUUUUUUUUUAAGAGCUUCAGUUUUUGUUGUUUUGGACUUUUUUUCCAUUUUUACUACUAAAGAAGAGCUGUACUCCAGCCAUACAUCUCUGUUUACAUAACUGUAAAUUUUAAGGGAAUUUGAAAUCAAUUAUGAAUGGUGUAUUUUGUCAUUUCCUUAGAAUUUGUCUGUAAAAGGGAUUUUUUACAAUAGAAUUGUGCUGGUACACAGACCCGGGGAAAACAUUCUACAACUGUAGAAGUCCAUACAGUGGCAACAUUGCCUCUUUUAAAAGCAAACUAUUCUCUGGGGGAAUUAGAUUUUCAAGUUCGUUUCCUUGCCAUAAUUGUUUUAUUUAUCUUCUGCCCCAUAUGCCUCUUGACCAAAAGUUUCAAGAUGCUGUUUCUGUUGGGCAGAGAAAAACAAUGAGGGAGGAAAAAACACAGGUAGCCUGCUCAAAAGAUGUCACUUUGAAUAAAAAAAGCACUCAAAAUGUGAAGUUCCUGCACUUCUUAGAAGUUUGAUGAAUGGCAUUUACUCUUGCAUUUCAAUAUGAAAACAGACCACCUCCAGUCUUUGAGAGUAUGUUCAUGAUUCAUUUCAGGCACAAAGUUGCUAAAAAUGACAUUUCUAAAUGUACACUGUUCUGUUUACAAUACAUAAAUAAGACUGAUCUAGGCUUGAGCAUCUCCAUAUCAAAGCUUUGUUCCAGAGGGCAUCCACACCUCCUCUCCAUAGGUAUGCAUGUAUUACAUGCAUACAUUAGCUUUGAGGUGCUGUGGGAUGCUCUGGUGGUUUGAUUGAUGAUUUUAGUUGCAGAAAACAUAGUUGAUUUGUGAAGGAGGUGUGGGAUUGGCUUGAGAGCAGUUUUGUCAUAAGGUGUUGCCUGAAUGAUCACUGACAAAUGGGUAGGUUCAAGUACAAACACGAGUCUGAGCAAGAGCUUUUACACAUCCCAGGAGACCUGAUGUUUAGUGAAGGUGGAUGAUACAUUAAAGUAUGUGUAGAAGCCUGGGUUAGCUUGAUUAACAGUAUCCCAGUAAUGACUCAUAUGAGCCUGGAGACUGUGAAAUCAAGAGGGCAGUGUAUUAAAGAUCAGGUUCUUGGUCUUACAUUACUUAGUAAUGUAUUUGUGUGUUCUGUUUACCUUGGUAAAAUUUUCCUGUUUAUGAGAAAAAUAUUAGCGAUAGGAGCAAUCUUGGAAGUGGGAGCAUGAUGAGAAACAUUUCUUAACUGUGGAAGGGAAGAGAUUAUCUCUUCUUGCACUGGAAAGACUGAGGCUUUCAGAAGAAAAUACUAAUAUUAGAAUCUGACUUGAAAUUCAUUAUAUAGUUCUUCCAGACUAUAAUCUGGAGUCUUGGUUAGCAUUCUCAGAGCUGUACUGUGGAAGUUCCGUGCUUUUGAACUUGACAUCAUAAACAUUUAAGCAGGUGCCCUCAUAUACAUGUGUAUAGUUUCUGUUCAUGUCAGCACAAGUGAUGCAUUCUUGUAGGAUGACAAGAUUUGGUCCUAUGUAACUAAAUAGAGUUACAUUGAAUUUUAGUACUUGGAAAAAUGUUCUGAGAACUCUGAUUAGAGAUGGUGCUGAUAUUCUUACUCCUUUUGUAAAACACUGAGGGCUGUAGCAUAACUCAUAAGUGUGGGUUUUUAAAGUCUGCACCUCAUGGAAAUAUUCCCCUGCACUCUAUUUUUUAAAUCCAGUUAGAAUAGUUACAUUUAGACAUGUUUGCAGACCUGAAAACUUAGUAGUGAAAUUGAAACAAGUAACAUCUUUUUGUUUGAAGGAAAUGCAAACAGUAAGUUGUUAAGUUUGAGAUUUAAUUUUUUAACAGUAACAAUAUAAAUUAUAUUAAGGAAAAUAAUAUCUAAAUUGCUUCAAACUAUCAAUGUCCUGAAGCCUCAUGCACUAAAUUAUUGAAGAAGUACUUCUAACAUACUACAUUAAGCUCAAACUGAUGUGAAGUUGUGGAACUAUGAUUGCAGUGUACCUGUCUAACCACUUGGUGUUACUGCAGAGUCCCCUUUGGACACUGCUUGAAAAAUAAAAAGUGGCUUUAGGCCAUUGGUAGUUAAUGUACUAAGCACAGCUACUUUACAUAAGGCAUUUCAGAUGUUUUGUGUUUCAGAGAUCAGAGACUAAUAAUUUAGUCAGUGAAUAUUCCUGCAGAGAAAAUGUCCAGCAGAAAUGGCAGAAUUCAAGGCUCUUACGUUCUGAAAUUUUUUCAAAUAUAAAAUCAAACUUUGUACAUCUUUAAACAUCUUAAUGUAAAGUUCAGCAUCUUUCCUAAUUUUGUCUUUUGCUGUAGUAUGUGUCAUUUUAAUUGAAUCUUUUUGUUCACUGGAUUAGUCUUUGUAGAAAUUUGUUUGUACUAGAAACAAAGGGUUUCGAGGAACAAAUGUAAUUUGAAACUACAGAAUUUGGAAUAGAAGGAACCACGUUUUAAAGUGGUAAACUCUCAGCUGCUAAAUACAGUAACUGUUAUUUCACUGGCAUUUUGUUUGUCUUGUGUGUUACAGUCACUGGAGAAACACGCAGCAUUAAAUACAGCUACAAUAACAAACUUGUAUGAAGUCAUUGGAACGCACUGUUAUAGCUGCUCUGAUUGAUAAUGUACUCAUGUUUGCAUAUUUGUGUUUUAUUGACUGCUUACAUAUUCUUUAUACAACAAAAUCCAUGUGUUAUUUAAAUAGGGGAUAAAUAACUUGUCGGUUUAUACUAUUUGAUUAAUUACCUUGUACGUAAUUUGCUUUAAGACGAAGAAGCAGAGUGAUAGUAUAGUGAGAAAGCUUAGAUUUUUGUCUUAUAAUGAAAAUUUCUGGCAUUUCCAGUUUUAUUCUAGUGCUGCUUAGUUAGAAUGUGUAGCUAGACUUUGUGGAUGGGAGUGAUUUUUUUUGCUAAGUAGAUAGUUAAUGAAUUUUUAAAACAGUACUGUAUAAUAUUGAUGAACAGAAAGAAGGGGUUUUGGAAAGGUUUGUCUGCAUAAACAGACUCAAAAAGCAUACUUUUUUCAAGAACAUAUACACUGAGCAAAAUGUGAGUACCAGAGAAUAAUUUAGGUUGUGAAUCUUUAGAGAUUUGAUGAUUAAAUUUUUGGACAAGUUGUUGUUUGCUUAGUUUUGUUUUGCCUUCUGUAAGGGAAGAGUGCUUUUUGGGUUUUUUUUUAAAUCAAGUAGGAGGUGAACCAUUGCACUUACAAUAUGGGGAGAAAAACCCACAACUGCUGAAUUGUAUCUCAUAGAGCAAUUUUGGAAAAAGCAAUGAACUGACACUGAAAUGUAGAUGUCACUUCAAAAUGCAUCUUUGCACUCAUUGCGUGAUGAGAGAUAUAUGUAAUUAGAUCUUACUAUUUUAUCAGUGUCAGAUGCAAAGAAUAGGGUGUAACUCACCAAUUCUCACAUGCACUUAACAUUCAAGUUACUAUCAAAGGAAGUUCAGUGUCCCUGUCUAUGAUAUUUUCCUUGUGUACUCAGAGGUAUGUUUCUUUUCAGCCUCUUCUCUGUUCUUCCAACCAGCAAAGAAGAAUGUAGCAAAGCAUUGGUGAGGUGGCCUAAUUUCGUGUUUGAGUAACUCUGACUACCUCCCAAAAAGUACUUGACUGAUGUCCAUAAGUGGAGUUCAUCAGGCUCAGUUAUUUCAGAACCUCAUGCUAGGCCUAUAUCCUCUUUCAGAUGUGAAAGCAAGAGCUUUAUCAAUGAAUCUAUCAAGCUUUCCAGGGACAGUUUGAAGGAGAAUGGAAAAAAUACUUUAGUUAAACUUGGGAAAACUAGAAUUAGCAUAAAUCUUCAUUUGCCUUUUCCUCUGAAGAAGCAACUCUGUUGCUGAAAAAUGGAGGAAAUAUGCUACCAGGGAAUUCCAUAUAAUAUGCUUUUGAACUGCAGACCUGAUACUUCCUAGUGGCUUUUGCUUAGUGCGUAAUGUUACUUCUCAGGGCAUAGUCUAUUAUAGUGAAUUAGGGUGCAUUUUUACAGUUUAUAAUUAUUGAUUAAAAAGGAACAAAAGGUAAACCUGUAACUGGCUUUUAAUUACUUUUUCUUUUGCCUAGCAUAUUAUUUUAUAAUCUACUCAUAUGCCAACACUGUACCCAGUAAUCUCAUCUGCUUCUUACUGUUAUUCUGUUGAAUUGCUGUUGCAGUCUUGCAGGAAGCUCCUGAUAGUUGUUGGAUUUAUUCUCUGGGGUUCCUAGUAGCAUUCAGUAAAGUAAUUAGUAUCUCAAAGUAUGUUGUAAUAAUGGGGAAGCUUUUUACAGCAUCUGUCUUCAUGCACCAUAGGUCUUAGAUUCAAUAUUAAAAACCUUUUGUUAGGAUUCUGAAUGCUAAAUCUUUUUUGUCAAACUCUUACAUGCAACAGAGUUAUUCUGGAAAACAGAAGUCUUAACUGAAGUCACAUUUGUUAAAUAUCUUUAUCUGCUCCAUCUGGAACCUGCUGUACAUCCUACUGUAUAGACAGAGGUGAGGAGAACCCACAGUGAGGUGCAUAUUUUCUUCACAAGACAUUUUCUGAAUGGAAUAUAAUUAUGGUUAAACAAAGAGCUUUUCUUGGAUGAGGUACACAUGUCUGUUCAUUGUGAAUAAAGUUAUGAAAUUGGUACAUCAUUAAUAUGGUAAGAUUUGCUGAAUGGCUGCAUGUAAUGAGUAGAUGGAAUGUGGUUUUUUAAUCUGCUGUUAAAAAAAAAAUCACAUAAAUGAUACGAGGUACCAGAAUUUAUUUUUAGAAAGCAAAAUGUACCUACUGUGUUCAUUCCCUUUUGUAUCAGUUUUUCUUUUUUGAAGUAGCUACAUUUAAAACUGAAAGGUAUACUUGGGAACACACUUAACUUCAUAUUAUCUCAUUACUUUUAUAUAAUCAAAAUAAUAGAUGUCUUAAAUGUUUUGGAGUAGCAUUAAGAUCCAAGGUAGUGACAGCACUACAGUGUUCAAGUGAGCCAAUAAACUCUAAUUUUGUAACAUCGUUGUGUUCAUCAAAGUACUAUUCUAUGUAGGGAAAUGUUUAUUUUAUCAAGAUUUGUGCAAAAAUAUUUAAUUCUCAUAGCUUUCUUAUUAGGGGGAUAUACAACUAGUUUUGAACAUAAUAUUUUGCAAUAUUUUUUCUAUGAAAAUUUCUCAAAUGCACAGUUGUCACCAUUGUAAAUUUUAUGUAGAUUUUCAAGAUGAAUUAGAUAAAUCAUAAAUUUUGUAGCAGAAAGACUAAAAUUAUGACAGGACAGUAAGACACUGAAAAGUAAUCUGCUAAAUGACCAGUCUUCUUCAGGAUAGUGAAUGUAAAGCAUUAAGUUUGUUUUUAACUGGUCUUACUUUGUCAUAGGAUGAAUUCCUGUCAGAUGGGGAUUAUUGUCUUUUUUUUUUUUUUGGGUGAACAGUAGAGAAUUUAUCUGUGAAUAAAUUAUCUAUAUUUAUUUUCCCACAAUAAGUGUGCAUGUAUGUGUGAAUGGAUGGAUGGCAGAACCGUAUUUUUGUCCUCUGAACGCUGCAGAAAUCAUCCACAUUUGGCUUCCUGCUGGCAGACUCCUCCAUGGUUGACCUGUCCUGACUCUGAGUCUAGCAGGGUUGGUGCCAGGUUGUCUGCUGAAAGCAGUGAGAUCUAUUGCUUCCUCUCUCUGUCUUAAUCUGCCUGAUUAUCAUUAUACUUGGGGAAAUGCCUGCACACAGCAACCAAAUCAUUAGUGGUGGUGUUUAUUCCAAGUGCUUGUAGAGAGUAUUUGAGACUGCGAAAGUAUUUGUAAGGUCUUGCAAGUUGGGAAAAUUUGGGGGUGCUCAGUCAAUACCAAGGGGAUACUUUUCACGACUCCUCCAGAAAGGAAAUGGACAGGGAUGUUUUGCAUGAGUGCUUUAGCAUCACAGGAGACUUGAGAAAAGUAUAACUAGUGACUUAAGCUGAUAUUUAAAAACAAACAAGUAGUCUUUUUGGUACUUUGUUUUCAGUAUUUUUUUCAUGUUCUUUUUUGUAAAAAUAAAUCACAUGAAAUAUUCUCAGAAUUAAUUAAUUUUGAGUGUCUUCUGGUUUUGAAUUAUUGGAUUUGACAGCUUUCCUCAAAGGAAGCUGUUUUACUGGAAAAUGCUAGAACCUUUCCUGUUUCCUCUUAGACCAUGUAAUUCAUUCCAAGUGUCCUAAAAUGAGCACCUGAAAUCACAAGGUGUUACUGAAAGUAUUUUUUAUCAUCCUAAAUGCAAAGCUUAAAAAAGCUUUUCUCAUAUGCUUAGUUUUCUUUUUUUUUCCUUUCAUUUUUUCUUACUAGCUGCUAGGUAGAAAGAAUAUGUAAAGAAGCCCAUGGCUAAUAUGAGCAAUCUUGGCUUAUUUAAUUUGGGUGUUCGUUAGUUCAGAAAGGAGCAAGUAAUAAACCCAUCAGGGUUCUUGUAUAAAAGUAAUUUGCAGGAUCUGGUUAUUUGUUUGUGAUCUGAAUGCUUUAUUUUUACAUCUGUUGAAAUGAGUUUCAAAAUUCCCACCAACUUCAUUGACUUCAGAUCAGGCUGUGCUGUGGAGAGAGUAUCAGCCUCUACCUACAUAUGUAGUGUGAUGAAUUGUAAGGGACUUGUUUGUCUUUCACAGGACAUACAUGGUUGUAUUUAUGGCUUCAAUUAAAAAACAGUCUGUGUAGUGUAUAGUCAUUAGCACUGUGGAAAAGGAGCCAUUAAGGUUAUGGAAUGUUAGAGGUUUAAAAGGGCAGCUAGAGAAGAACUAGGGGUACUACAGGGUAUCAGUAGCUAAGGAAGCUUCCUUUUUCCCUCUGUUUUUUUUCCCCUUCUAUUCUGUCCUCUCCUUCUCUCUCCCUCUUUCUUCCACCUCCUGCCCCAGCUCAAAACUCCCCAUUAUCUCCCCUGCCUCCAUGAUUUGUCAUCUUUUCUAGUGGCAGAAAGUUUCAUACAACGUGCCUGUGUGCAAACCAGGAUAACAGUUCAGUUUUGGAAGUAUUGCGUAUCAAUAGCAAAUAGAUACCAGUGAUUGAGGUUUGUGCAAGAUAUUUAGGGAUGACUGGAGAGGUUUUAAGUGCUGUGUGAUAACUGAUGCACUAUUGAACAGGAAUGUCUUAAUAAACAGUGGAUGGCCUGAGUGUUGCUGUUCUCCAGGCAUGCUGUCUGCAUUUAUGGUCAACAGUAAACUGCACAUUUGUCACCCUUCCAUCUCCACAAAUGCUUAUCACUAGCUAACAGCUAAUCUGCUUUGUAAAAUGCAUCUACAUCAUGUUGAUUUGAGAUGUACUAAAUUAUUUGUUGUUAUCUAGUACUAGAUAACUUCCACCAUGACUUUAGUCUACCUUCAGUGGAGCCUGGCCAAGUAUAGAUUUUCAUGGUUAUAAAACUGGUUUUGCUGUGAAGGGUAUUUGAAAUUCCACCAUAUAAAAUGUGCAUUUCCCUGAUGUCUAGUUAGAAACAUAGAAGGACAUCUUAGCACUGUUUUCCAUUUGUGCACACUGAGUUUUACCUUGUUUAUCUCAAAUAUUUUGUAUUGCAUGUUAAUUAAAUUUUUGCAUAUCCUAGUAGUACAAAAUUACUUACACAAUAAAAAAGAGCACCCUUACAGUUCUAACUGUUCUAUGCAGAUGUCUUCCAAAAUUUACAGGUACAAUUUUAGUGGUGGUGGUUGGUAAGCAGAUUUUUUUCACUUAUUUAUCAGCAGACUUGUUUUUAUAUGUAUUAGUGACAAAAUGGGCUAAGCACCGCUGUAAGUUAUUGUAUUUCUGUAGAAAAUGGUAAAUAGUGUAAUAUUGUUUUUGUUAAAUGUUGGCAGUUUAUAAAUAAACUUUUCAUCUCCUAAAAA
Messenger RNA from Camarhynchus parvulus, 10061 nucleotides. It is a transcript of the gene PTAR1, whose product is annotated as protein prenyltransferase alpha subunit repeat containing 1. Gene Ontology annotation, cellular component: cytoplasm. Gene Ontology annotation, biological process: protein prenylation. The record is from RefSeq and is a predicted model, not a curated record. NCBI's taxonomy places the organism in Eukaryota, Metazoa, Chordata, Aves, Passeriformes, Thraupidae. The transcript is spliced from 7 exons. Gene Ontology annotation, molecular function: protein prenyltransferase activity. Bases 20 to 1327 code for a protein of 435 amino acids.